Chenopodium quinoa (quinoa) is the source of this 3533-nucleotide messenger RNA. RefSeq lists its product as uncharacterized. Gene Ontology annotation, cellular component: chloroplast. Bases 228 to 1382 code for a protein of 384 amino acids. Lineage: Eukaryota; Viridiplantae; Streptophyta; Magnoliopsida; Caryophyllales; Amaranthaceae. Gene Ontology annotation, biological process: regulation of DNA-templated transcription; chloroplast organization. Gene Ontology annotation, molecular function: double-stranded DNA binding. The transcript is spliced from 2 exons. The record is from RefSeq and is a predicted model, not a curated record.
CUCAAGGGACCCUAAACGAGUAAACGCUGCGCAAAUCCAAACACAGUGAAUCUGGGAAUUUGGAACGAGAUCGAAGAACAACAUUUGAAGCUUCACCCAAUUCAUCAGUCAGGCAAGUCUCUCAUCCAUUUUAUCUCUCUUCUCUGCUGAAUUUACGCAUUACGAAUGUUAGCAGUUUAGCUCAAUGCCUCAUAGUUGGAGAACUAAUCAUUCCUGAAGAAAAAACAAUGACUCUUCAUUUUUUAAGAAGAACCCUAACAUCUUUUUCACUCAAACAUGAAUCUUCCAAUUUCAUCAAUCUGCCCAAUUUCCCAUUUUUCUCAACUCAAGUGACCCAAAUUGAAAAACCCAAUUGCGAAUUUACGAAUUAUUUGAUUACUCACCACAAUUUCUCUCAGAAAAAUGCUUCAAAAACAGCUACUUGUUUGACCCCGGACUAUAAAAAUUCCGAUUUAGUUCUCGGUUUUUUGAAAAGUAAAGGAAUUUCGGGUACCCAGUUGGAGGAAUUAGUCGUACGUCAUCCUCGUGUUCUUGCUGUUGAUAUUAACAAGUCUGUUGGUGUUAAAGUCAGUAGAAUUAAGGAUUUAGGUUUCUCAGAUGAUGAAUUGGUUGAUUUAUUGUGUUCUGUUCCGAUUAUAUUGACCCUGUCUCGAUCAGUUGAACGUGUCGUUUUGGCUAUUUCUGUGUUGCAAAGUAUAUUGGGUUCAAACUGUGAUGUUAUUAAGCUGUUAAAGCUUUGCAAUUGGUUUCUUAAUAAUGAUUUGGAUAAAAGUCUGCUGCCUAACAUUCAGUUGAUGGAGAAAUGUGGGAUUAGCAAAUUGCAAAUUAGGCAAACUCUUCUUAGUUUUCCUAGGUUUUUCUUGGUGCAACCUGAUUUUAUGAAGGAUUGUAUGAGGAGGGUUGAUUCGUUGGGGUUGGGAAGAAAUUCAAAAAUGUACAUUCAUGGUGUUCGGGCUGUGAGUUCUAUGACGCUAGAAAAAUGGGCGUCCAAAGUGAAGCUAUUUGAAACCUUGGGUUUUAGAGAAGACGAUAUUCUGUCCAUGUUUCAAAGAACACCUCAGGUGCUUACUAUAUCGGAGAGGAAGAUUUUGGAGGUUUCCAAGCUGUUUCUUAGCUCAGGGAGUGUUGAUGUAUCAUAUUUGGUUCAGCAUUCUGAAUUGUUAAUUUAUAGUGCUGCUUUUAGGAUUAAGCCUCGCUUGGAUAUCAUCAAUGUACUCUUGUCAAAGAAUUUACUUCACAAGGAGCCUAGGCCGACUACUCUAUGUAAGAUUAGCGAUAAGAAAUUCAUCGAGAAAUUUGUGCUUCCAUAUGCUAGUGAAAUUGGUGAUAUUGGUAAGAAAUUUCUUGUUAGCACAGGUUUUGGAUCUUCUUUUGGUAUUUAGACUUUAGAGAAGAAAUUUUCUAUCACUUGGCUUUGAUUUAAUGCGAUCAAAUUGAAGUUCUUCCAUCACACCAUUAUUUCAAAUCAGUUUCACAUCUGUAAAAAGUGAAGGCCAAUGAUAUCAAUGCUCAAACAGCUGGUCAGCUGUCAAUCCUGAUCUGGGUUUGCAUGGAUUAGAUUGAUUUUAUUUAAACUCAUGUAUUGAGCUCUUCUUGCUUCCCUGUUACUUGAGAAUUGCAUCCUUGUAACCUUAUGGGAUAAAUUUUAUGACAUGGGUUUGAUAAUUUUCUACCUCACUUGAUUCUCGUAUUUUGGUUAGAGAAAUUUGCUAUGGAUUGUUCGGCAAGCAUGUUCUGAUUGCUUGGUUAUCUUCGGAGCUUUUUGAUGUUUUAAUUAUGAAUCUAAUCACUGCUUGUUUUCGAGUCUUCUGACAUGGAUAAAGAUAAAGCAUAUGACAAUCGCACUUGAAUCAAUUGUUUUUAUCAUGUAGCAGGGAAUAGUAAUCUCUUUUGCAUUGGCCUUGUAUAUUAGUGAAUGGCAUUUUUUAGGGACAUUAUAACUUCUUCAGCAAAGGAGAUAAUUUCGGCAAACUUCAGUCUCAGCUUGAAGACAUGAACUCUCUCUAUAUAGGUAUUUAUUCUCCAAGAGUGAGAGGAGAGAGAACAAUCCUAGUUAGUACCCAGCCUUGCCUCUCAUGUCCAUUUGAGCCGCAUUGUAUCCAAUUUUAAUCUUGAAGCUGAUCGUUUCUCUUCCUUUUCCGUUUGUUAGUAAGCUAGACAUUGUACAUCAUUUUUUAUUUCUUUUCAACUUUGGACCCCAUCUGCUUUUUAGUGUGCUCUUGUCUUGGUUUCACUUAUUCAGUAGCAGACAGACCCCUGAGUACUGAUGGAGAAUUUCAUCAUCGGGCCAGUUUCACGAUUCAUCAAUGACCUUCAAUCAUGUUGAUUAAGUUGUUAGCAGCCCUAUCUUUGCAUUUUUAUUUAUUACUAUAUAUGGAACAGAAUCAUGGUUAGUUUGACCACCUAGGCUGUGUUAUCCCCACCUUUCAAGGAUAUAUUGGUUGGGGACUGUGGUUUCCUCAAUCUGGUUUUUACGGUUUGGUAUUCACAUGUUUUUCUGUCUUGAAGUGGUAAACUGGUGUAUUCUGCUUCCUGUUCCACUAGACAAUAGCUUCUGAGAGCAGUAAAUUUUGUUGGUGUUUAUGCUGCUGUUGCAAGGUUGAAGACUUGAGAUUUCCUUUGGGUCUAAGCUUUUCAUCAAAUAUUGGGCCACAUUUAGAUGAAGGUUUCUAUGGAGGAACAUAUAUUGUUCUUCUUUGCAUGCUAGAUCAAAGUGGUCAAUGCCGACUGCUGUAGAUUGGCAAUUGUCUAAAGAUGUUAUCGCUACUAGUUAAUUGAAGUAUGGGUAUUGCUUGUGGAACUGUGUUGGUGGUUGGUGUUGCUGCUGUCCAUUCUACUACUAGAGAUGAUGCUGUUGAUUGUGGGUCUUGCACUCUUGCUGCCAUGGAUCUAGCUGGUGGAUCCCUUUAUUGCUAAAUUUCUGUCACGUAGCUCUUUGUUUUGUUUUGCUGACUCUGUAAUCUGCUUGGGUGAUUCAGAGGCGGUUUUGGUUUGCUUCCAAUGUCAUUCUAUAUCUUACCCUGCCCCUCGUUUGGGCAUUGCAUGUCUCCAUCAGACUCCAACCACCAGCUGCUUUUUCCUCGGUUUUCCUCUGGGUCAUCCUUGGUCUGAGGCUUUGGUUGGGUUACUUACUUCCAAGUUCUGUUUUCUCUAUUCGACUGAAGCGCUUCAUGACUGCUGUUGUAUAACAUUAUUACUGGGUUUUACCUGAUAGAGUAGAUUUACUCUAUAAUAUUAUUUUAAAUAAACCGAUCACCAAAAUAUUUGUAGAAACUAGAAAGUGUAGUUCCAAGGAGUUGAGCAUAGUUAAUCUCACGUCAUCAUCGUAACAAGUUAGCAGAUUCAUCAGGAUUAAUCAGUUGAAUUUCGCAUUUGGACAAGAUGUGGUAAACAUCUUCAUAAGACUUUGUGAUGCCGGCCCAGCAGGCUGUAAGAAAUCUCAUUUGUUCGCAAAUUGUUAUAGGGCCAUAAUGUUCUGUGCAUUGUUGAUAUAGUAUGGUUUCUGCCUUCUUGCAACUAAAUUUGAUCACAUU